Messenger RNA from Polyodon spathula (Mississippi paddlefish), 3023 nucleotides. It is a transcript of the gene taf1a, whose product is annotated as TATA box binding protein (TBP)-associated factor, RNA polymerase I, A. The transcript has 11 exons. The record is from RefSeq and is a predicted model, not a curated record. The coding region runs from base 258 to 1634 and encodes 458 amino acids. Gene Ontology annotation, cellular component: RNA polymerase I transcription regulator complex. NCBI's taxonomy places the organism in Eukaryota, Metazoa, Chordata, Actinopteri, Acipenseriformes, Polyodontidae. Gene Ontology annotation, biological process: transcription by RNA polymerase I.
UAUUUUAAAGAAAAAAAGUAUAUCACCACAGAAAGUCAGUUCUUACAUCCAUGCAUAACAUGAUGAUUUACUAGUCACCAAAAGUUUAUUAUAUCAGUACAGCAAAAUAGCACAUACUUUAAUUGAAAGCUUCUGGCAGCACAUCUCUAUCUCCCACUCUGAUCACAAUGCCUACAUGCUCCCCUCCCCCCUCUUCCCACUCGUGUUGACGUCAUAUUCCUGUGACAGAUAAGGACCAAUCAAAACGCGAGACUGUUAUGCUGGCCUGUGUCAUACCUUAUACGCGAGUCAUGGAUGACCUUUGUGAAGAGCUGCUUACAACAGUAGAACAGGAAGAACCAGAAAGAUAUGAUCAACACACUAGUAUUUUACAGCCUGGGUUUCCCCUUUCGCUACCACCAAAAUUACAGUUGCCCCUCACUAAGAGAGGAAGGAAAGAAUCAGGCUUUCAUAAGACUGAAAGAAUAUGCCUGAGACAAAUCCGUGAGGCUCUUCUCCAGCACCAAUGGCAGAAAGCUUCAGCCCUGAUGACAAACUACUUCCAAAACAUAGAGGAUACAAGCUAUAGGAGGCAAAGGUCAUCAUGUGAGAGAUUUUGGAGAAUAGGAACAGAAAUUCUUCGUCAUCACCCCAGAUCCAAGAUCGAUGAUUUCAAUUCUUUUUUGGACAGAAUGAAAAAUAUAGGAGUCAAGAAUUACUUGAAGAUCUGCUUGGAGCAUUCCUUUCACCUGUUGUGUGACGGUAUGCUUGAAGAUGCUAACAGACAGUUAUCUUUAGCAGAAAGCUGGAGGUGCAGGGAUACAUGUGCUGCCCAGCAGCAAAUGAUUCAGGGUUACCGUGGCUUGCUGGAUUACUAUACUUGGGUUAAAAAGUGUGAUACUCUUACAGAAACUGAAAAGUAUGAUUAUGCAGCAGCAACUGCAAAACAAGACAUGCAGAGCUAUUUCCGACAGGCAUCUGUAAACCUUCAAGCAAUAAUAGAACAGCCUGGAGUCUGGGAUCCUUUUAUACUCAGUUAUGUUAAUAUGCUAGAGUUCUAUGAGGAUCAUGAUGCUGCACUUCAGAUGCUCUAUGACUAUGCAUAUGACAACAAAUUCCCUCCAAAUCCAAAUGCCCAUGUGUAUUUGUACCAGUUCUUAAAAAGGCAUCGGGCACCCUGGAGGAAGUUGGUGAAAGUACUUAGGAUUUUACAGCUGUUAGUCCCGAGUCAUGAACUGAUGCUGGAGUUGUGUUCACUUCUUGCUGUUCCAGACAAGAGAAAGUAUCACCAUGAAGCCCUGAAAGUUCUUUUCAGUCUGUUGGACUACUCAAGCUGGAAAGAUAAUCCUGAUGUGUGGAAGUCUCUAGAGAAAACGAUUCAACUAGUCUUCAAAGUGGGUGGUUCUGCCUGGGUUAAAGAGGAGUGGGCCUCCAGAAAAGGCUGGUGGCCAGCAUUCCAUUUCAGUGCUUAUCAAGCAAAGAAAAAUCUUGCAGAAAAUGAACCUGUAGCUUGCAGCAAAGCUUUUGUGGCAGGCCUUUUGAUUGGAAAAGAGUGCAAAUAUUUCAAAACCAUUUACAAAGGAGGACGCAAAAAAAGAUCAGAGAUCUUAAAGAAAAUGAAGAAAUACAUAACAAACCACAGUCUUGCAGAAUAGUGUUGGUAUUACUGUACAGUUUGCUGUGGACUUUUUUUUUUUUUGUGCCACAAUCUAAACCCUUUUGAAACCUUUACGAAUGGUAACUUUUUUUUCCAGAAUUAGAAACAGAUUUGGUAAGGAAGGAAGACCCCAGCCGGUGGGCCUAGACCAAUAAAUGCCAGGCUGCACUCUGAGGUUUAUUUAAUUGAUGUUUCAUUCCACACGUGCGGAUGAAAGAAAAGGGAAAAUCGGUCAUUUGUGAUCUGUUGUUGCAUGCUACCUACAGUAUGCUUCUAAAAUAAUGAAGUGAAGUGUUUUUUUUGUAAGCUUUUAAUUGUGAAACUGCUCAAAGUAUAAAUUGAUUAAUAUGAAAACAAAUAUUUAAAUUUGCUUUACUGUUCAUUUCAGUUGUGUUAAAAACAAAGUUACCAACUUGUACACUACACAGAUUGAACUUGUAAGUGGUUGGAUUUCAAAAAGUAGACUGCCCUAUCUUGUAACCAGACAAGGAUGCAAUGAACUUCUAAAAUGUAAUGGAGGUUUCUAAAGGAUGUUUGUACUGAUUGAAUAAGCAAGUUUAAGUUGUCAUUAAACACAAUUGCAUUGUUUUCCUAUGCUCAAUAUCAAAAUCAUAGCAUGGGCCAUGAAUUCAUUGCGGGUUACCUUGUUAUAUAUAGUAAGCAGUAAUGCAUAAAGGGUAGUAAAUAAAUCUGCAAAACCUUUUGUUUUACAAAGCUGCUCCUGUUUUAUACUGUCCCUUGUUAUUAUGCAGUAUACACAGAAGUAGCUUUACACAAGUCACUUAAAAAUUACAUCAUUACACCUGUGGAGCAAAAGUAACCAGGUUUUAAAAUUGCUUGUUGGGCAACCCUUUGAAUAACGGCUAUCCUGAUGUAUUUUUUAAAUGAAGUGUCCCAAAUCGAAGUUGUCCUGAAGUCGUUAGUACAACUAUAAUCACUGAAAUGGCUUGUUGUAAUCGCUGUAUAUAUCUGCUUGUAUAUAUCAUGUAUUUGAUAUAAACUUGUUUAUUUUAUUUAUGGAUGUUAGAUGGUUUCCAAUAUUUAAGAAAACGUGUUAAUUGAAUUAAAACUGAACCUACUUUUAUCCAAACAAUUCUCUUUUUAUCUUGCGGUCAGUUCUAAACUCCUUAGUGCCUUAACUUGUAAUGCAUUUGGGGAUUUUCAUUUUCAUUUUCUACAUUGUAGUGUGUUUUUUUUUUUAUGCCAAUUAAUAAAGACCCAGAACCAAAAGACUACUGUGUAUCACAAAAUGUGGGGUAGAUUGAUAUGCACUGGUACUGAACCCUGAGGACUUCAGUUUUGUUUUGUUUUGUUACUGACUUAUGUGUAUCAACUGCUUCUCAAACUGAGUUAGCAACCAAAUAAAGUAAUAUUCUGAUUGUCUAAA